Molecule: messenger RNA, 1827 nt
Organism: Ustilaginoidea virens
Lineage: Eukaryota; Fungi; Ascomycota; Sordariomycetes; Hypocreales; Clavicipitaceae
Exons: 2
Coding region: 1-1827 (608 amino acids)
Biological process (GO): magnesium ion transmembrane transport; intracellular magnesium ion homeostasis
Cellular component (GO): plasma membrane
Molecular function (GO): magnesium ion transmembrane transporter activity
Source: RefSeq, a predicted model, not a curated record
AUGUCUGACCUAGAUGGGAUGACAUCCGACGGAGGAUAUGAUACUCCCGUUCCUGAGUUGGACGAUCACCGGCAGGAAUUAACCUCGUCUCAUCGGGCUGAGCGACCGCGUCGCGGGACGUUUGACUCCCUUUAUGGAUCUCGACAGGCUGAUACCGAUAUGGGGGCUCGAACUCCGGAUAUCAGGGUACGCGACUUCGAGGAGGCAAUCAUCGAUGAGGAUGCUCCUGAGAUACCACAAUCCUCUCGCCAUGGCCGUCGAUUUACUGUGGAAACACCAGUUGAUGGUAGAGAGGCCUCUCCUCCCAACUCUGUUAAAGCAUUCGCUCAAGCUCGGCGACGGGAAAGAGAUAUGUCAUUCUCAGAGCCGAAAUGCGAAUACGAGGAUGCACACGGGCGGUCAAUGUCCACGUCUAGUAGACGCAGCCACAGAAGUACUGCCCGGACUGCUGACAAGGAUGCCAGAAGCCUUUUGACGAAUAAAGCUGCGGAAGAUGACGUCUGCUUUCCCGUACAGGAUGGCAAUCGAAAUCACGAACUCAGGAUCGACUUUGAUUAUCUGGAGAAUUUUGUCAAUGCUGAACGUGCUGCCCAUCUAGAGGGCCGUCGCUUCCCCGCUCCAGAAUUUGACGACCUGCGGGUGGAAUCAAACAAUCAGCAAACUCAACUGGCUACAGUUGAUGGCGAUAUCUUGGAUGUGCCAUCGGACGACUCCUUUCAAGAAAAAAAGUCGAGGGAAGUUCCUAGCAAGAUCCCUGUUCAUCCAUUCGACAGUAACAGGUUCAGCUUUUUCUCAUCUGCUUGGGAAUCAACCAUUCAUGCUGCUGAGAUGGGGGACCUUGUGCUUCCUGGGGAGGACAUUCGCGGCCUCUUUGAAUUGCCGAAGAACGAUGCGAACGGCGUGUGGUGGCUCAACGUCAACAGAGCCUCGAAAGAGGAAGUUCAGGGCAUCUGCAGGGCCUUCGGUGUGCAUCCGCUGACCAUUGAGGACAUUAUCACGCAAGAGGCCCGAGAGAAGAUUGAACUCUUCCCCUCGUAUUACUUUGCCUGUUUCCGCUCGUUCAAUGUUGUCGAAGAACCAGAUGGCAUUGAGUAUGAGCCCUUCAAUAUUUACGUUUUGGUGUUUCGGGAAGGGACUCUCAGCUUCAGUUUCGCCCCGAACUCCCAUGCUUCCCAAGUUCGCAAGAGGAUUACAGCUCUGAAAGAGUAUGUGUCGCUCAGCAGCGAUUGGAUAUGUUACGCUUUGAUCGAUAAUAUUGUGGACUGCUUUGCGCCGGCCAUCCGCACCAUAGAGCUUGAGGCAGAUGCUAUCGAAGAUGAAGUGUUCGUCAUGCGACAAGAUGACUCGAGCUCGUUUCUACGUUCUAUUGGACGAGUUCGCAAAAACUGCAUGGCUUUAUUACGUCUUUUAGGCGGCAAGGCUGACGUCUUGCGAGGAUUUACCAAGCGAUGCAACGAAAAUUAUCAAGUUACUCCUCACAUGGACAUUGGCAUGUACUUGGGUGACAUACAAGAUCACGUCGUCACCAUGGCGACCAAUCUUGGGCACUUUGAAAAAAUGCUUUCACGAGCUCACAGCAAUUAUUUGGCGACUCUGUCAAUCAACAACAUAUCGCAAGGUACGGAUACGAAUCGUGUCUUGAGCAAGAUUACGUUUCUUGCAUCAGUCUUGGUACCGCUCAAUCUCAUUAGCGGUGUCUUUGGAAUGAACGUAACUGUUCCUUUUCAAGGCACGGGUAGCCUAGCGGCGUUCUUUGGUAUCAUUGCAACCAUGGUUCUUGUUUGCUCUUUAAUGUUGGGCUGGGCCCGAUGGAAGAGGUACAUAUGA